Molecule: messenger RNA, 342 nt
Organism: Brenthis ino (lesser marbled fritillary)
Lineage: Eukaryota; Metazoa; Arthropoda; Insecta; Lepidoptera; Nymphalidae
Source: the annotation of a GenBank genome assembly
AUGUUUCACAUUAGAUUAAACAUUAUUAAAGAAUUAUGUACAAAAAUGACUCAGUCUAAUAAUUUAACAUUAUGCAAGUAUUCUCAAAAAUCGGAUACAGAUGCUAAGUCCGAGGAGCAUACUAAGAGUGAAUCUAAGAGGUUAGCUGAAUUUAGAAAAAAACUAAGAGAAACUACACCUAUAAAGGAUUUAGGAGAACAAUCGGAGUUGCCUCCCAAAGAUGAUCCAUUACCAGCAUGGCCUAAUAACACAAAUCCUAACACAGGAGAGGUUGGAGGACCUAGAGGCCCUGAACCAACAAGAUAUGGUGAUUGGGAAAGGAAAGGGAGAGUGUCCGAUUUU